GUUGCACCCGGACAAAAUAAAAUGACGGACUAUGGAUCCUAGUGUGGAAAACAGCGUUAAGGCCGUGAGAAAGAGUAAAGAGGAGAAGAAAGUCCUACGAAAACAAUUAAAAGCGAGUCACACUUUGCUGAAACAUGAAGGCAUCACCACGGCUCCGCUGCCAACCAAGAGUUUGGUGGUGGCGAACGGCGGCUUGGGGAAUGGUGUCAGUCGAGAGGAGCUGUCUGCAGCACUGAAAGAGAUGGGGGAGGUGGAGGCCUUGAUAAUGCCCCCUCACAAGCCUUAUGCUUUUGUCACGUACAGAUGUGAGGAGAGUGCUCGGAAAGCCGUCGUCCACCUAAAUGGACAAAAGCUGCAGUGUGGAGAGAACAGUGUCACACUCUACCUCAGUUAUGUUACCUCGGUAACCUGUGAGAAGGAGAAGUCUGUUCCCUUACCGGAGGGAUUAGUCUUGGUGGAAGAUUUUGUGUCUCCAGAGGAAGAGGCUCUGUUGCUCGCUGCUAUAGACUGGUCGUCCACCAAUGAUGAUGUCACUGCUCAAAAAGCUCUGAAGCAUAGAAGAGUUAAACAUUAUGGCUUUGAAUUUCGCUACGACAACAACAACGUGGAUAAGGACAAGCCAUUACCUGCAGGUCUUCCUGAGGAGUGUCUUCCUGUUCUGGAGCGGUGUUUGAGGAACGGCCACAUCGACAUCAUGCCAGACCAACUGACUGUCAACCAGUACGAGUCUGGACAGGGUAUUCCUCCUCAUGUGGACACUCACUCUGCCUUUGAGGACACCAUCCUAUCACUGAGCCUGGGGGCAAAGACGGUGAUGGAAUUCCGUCAUCCCGAUGGUCGUCUUGUUCCAGUGAUGUUGCCAGGGCGGAGCCUCCUGGUGAUGAAGGGAGAGAGCAGAUACCUCUGGACCCACGGAAUUACUCCUCGGAAAUUUGACAUGGUGCCGGCCUGUGACCCACAAUCCCCUGCUCAUGCAACUUCUGACCUCGGGACCAACUGCAAUCUCACCUUGAGCAAGAGAGGCACCCGCACUUCUUUCACUUUCCGCAAGAUCAGACAUGAACCCUGCCGCUGUGCCUUUCCCUCUGCCUGUGACAGUCAGGGAGCUCCAUCAGCACCCUCGCCCUCUCCCCCUUCACUUCCCUGUUGCCAUGCCGACGCCACCCGCCUGGAGGAGGAGUACGUGCACCGGGUGUACGACGCCAUCGCCACACACUUCAGCAGCACCCGCCACUCCCCCUGGCCUCGCGUUUGCCACUUCCUGUCCUCACUCCCACCUGGCAGCGUGCUCGCUGAUGUGGGCUGUGGAAAUGGGAAAUACCUGGGUGCCAACCCAGACGUGAUUGCAGUCGGCUGUGACCGUAGCAGUGCCCUUGUCCAAAUCUGUGCAGAGAGAGGUUUCCAGGCGUUCGUAUCCGAUGCUCUCAGUGUCCCUCUGCGAACAGCCUCCUGUGAUGCCUGUAUCUCCAUAGCUGUCAUACACCACUUUUCCACUCCGGAACGUCGGCUAGCAGCAGUGAGGGAGCUGGUGAGACUUUUGAAGCCUGGAGGUCAAGCGCUCAUCUAUGUUUGGGCUUUUGAACAAGAGUACAACAAGCAGAGGUCCAAAUACCUCAAAGAACAGAACAAAGAGCAUCCUGAACACCUCAGUCCAGACAACAACACAUCAGAAGACAGACAGGAGCCUCAUGGGAAACCCAGAAUCCAUACCAGCGGUCAUUUAGAAGACAACUGCAGGCCUGCAGACAAAGUGACUGAUGGCAAACUUAGUGUGCACACUAACCGGACAACCUUCAACACCCAGGACCUUUUGGUUCCCUGGCAUCUGAAAGAGGGGAAAAGACAAGGGGAGGAAGAAUCAGGAGAGAGUGGGAGGAAGGACAAAAGGAAAGAGAAGUCCAAAACGGCUUCAGGUAACUCUCACAGCCCAGACUCUAAACCCAGUCCAAGUGAUGACUCCAUUCAAACUUCCAGCUCUACGCUCAAGUCUGAGUCUGGGAGCAGCCCAGCACCCGUCUUCCACCGCUAUUACCACGUUUUCCAGCAGGGGGAGCUGGAGCAGCUGUGUGCUCAGGCGGCAGGAGUCAAAGUGCAGAGCAGCUACCACGAUCAGGGAAACUGGUGUGUUAUAUUAGAGAAGGACUGAGGGAGAUGAACUGACUGACAGACACAUAAUUUAUAGUAACUCUGCUACAAAUACAUGUUGGAAGAUGAUAACACAAUGUAAUUAAAAACUCUUUCACUUGCUUAAAUGUUAAAGAGAAGAAUGAACAGAAAAGUGCUGCAAAAUAAAUGUAAUGAUUUUAUAAAAUGUC
Messenger RNA from Lates calcarifer (barramundi perch), 2315 nucleotides. RefSeq names its product alkB homolog 8, tRNA methyltransferase (gene alkbh8). The record is from RefSeq and is a predicted model, not a curated record. Gene Ontology annotation, molecular function: S-adenosylmethionine-dependent methyltransferase activity; tRNA binding; 2-oxoglutarate-dependent dioxygenase activity. Bases 32 to 2146 code for a protein of 704 amino acids. The transcript is spliced from 12 exons. Gene Ontology annotation, biological process: tRNA wobble uridine modification. Gene Ontology annotation, cellular component: nucleus; cytoplasm. NCBI's taxonomy places the organism in Eukaryota, Metazoa, Chordata, Actinopteri, Centropomidae.